Molecule: messenger RNA, 1605 nt
Organism: Amorphotheca resinae ATCC 22711
Lineage: Eukaryota; Fungi; Ascomycota; Leotiomycetes; Helotiales; Amorphothecaceae
Exons: 4
Coding region: 178-1605 (475 amino acids)
Biological process (GO): tricarboxylic acid cycle; carbohydrate metabolic process
Cellular component (GO): mitochondrial matrix
Molecular function (GO): 2-methylcitrate synthase activity
Source: RefSeq, a predicted model, not a curated record
CUUCAAGUCACGCUCGAGAAAGACAGAGACUUCGUUCUGCUCCAGCUGUUCCAUCUUGUAUCGAGAGUUGAGACCUCUUCGAUCGCAGCAUCCUGUCCCUAGAGACCUUACGUAUAUAUACAUUCAGUAAUUCAUUACCCCACAACCCGCCACACCCGCAUUAUUUCCCCCGGAAAGAUGGCCAUGAAAGCGAGAUCUGCUUCGUCAGCGUUGAGGGCAUUCCGACCUCUUGCUGUGCGCCCUGCCGCUAUUCCAGCUCACCGCAAUUAUGCGACUUCAUCAGAGCCAGACCUCAAGACAGCCUUCAAAGAGGCUAUUCCCGCCAAGCGUGAACUCCUGAAGAAGGUGAAGGCGCUGGGUGACAAGACUAUUGGAGAGGUCAAGGUGGAGAACACACUUGGUGGUAUGAGAGGAUUGAAGGCAAUGGUAUGGGAGGGCUCUGUUCUCGAUGCCAACGAGGGUAUUCGAUUCCACGGCCGUAGCAUCAAGGAUUGCCAAAAGGAGCUUCCAAAGGGUAAGACUGGCACCGAAAUGUUGCCAGAAGCCAUGUUCUGGCUGCUCUUGACUGGCCAAGUCCCAUCCACCAACCAGAUCCGACAAUUCUCUCGUGAGCUUGCAGAGCAAGCUGCACUGCCAGAAUUUGUCAACAACCUGCUGGACAGCUUCCCCAAGGAUCUACACCCAAUGACCCAAUUCGCCAUUGCUGUUUCAGCCCUUUCUCACACCUCCAAAUUCGCCAAAGCAUAUGAGAAGGGCAUCAACAAGGCUGACUACUGGGAGCCAACAUUCGACGACAGCAUCUCUCUUCUCGCCAAACUUCCAGUUAUUGCUGCCAAGAUUUACCAGAACGCCUACCGAGGUGGUGGAGCCCUUCCUGCCGAGGUCGACCUGGAGCAGGACUGGGCAUACAACUUUGCUGCCCUGCUUGGUAAAGGAGGAAAGAAGAAUGAGGACUUCCAGGAUCUGCUGAGACUCUACCUUGCUCUUCACGGUGACCACGAGGGUGGUAAUGUUUCGGCACACACUACCCACUUGGUUGGUAGCGCUUUGAGUGACCCCUUCCUCAGCUACAGUGCUGGUCUUCAGGGCCUGGCUGGUCCUCUUCACGGCCUUGCUGCCCAAGAAGUUCUGCGGUGGAUCCUCCAAAUGCAAGAGCACGUUGGAAACAACUUCACAGACAAGGAUGUUUCUGACUACCUCUGGGCAACUCUCAAAUCAGGACGAGUCGUGCCAGGAUAUGGUCACGCAGUUCUCCGAAAGCCAGACCCCCGAUUCGAGGCCCUUAUGGACUACGCAUCGUCCCGUCCAGACAUUGCCAAGAACCCCGUCUUCCAGCUUGUGAAGAAGAACUCUGAGAUUGCUCCACAAGUCCUCAAGGAACAUGGUAAAACAAAGAACCCGUUCCCGAACGUAGAUUCCAGCUCUGGUGUGCUGUUCCACCACUAUGGAUUCCACGAGACUCUUUACUACACUGCUACCUUUGGUGUCAGCAGAGGUUUGGGACCUUUGGCGCAGCUGAUCUGGGAUCGCGCGCUGGGUCUUCCUAUUGAGCGACCAAAGAGUAUCAACUUGGAGGGUCUGCUGAAGCUUGCAGAGAAGGCAUAA